AGAAAAUCGAAAACGAGGCUAUAGGGUUACGCAGUAAACAAUGGCGACUGCAUGGACUGGGAAACACUGUUGUGUUCCGCAGUGUAACGGCAACGGUAAACUCCAUCCAGAGCUGACAUUUCACAGAUUUCCUUCACAAGAAGAAACGAAGAAGGCGUGGAUAUAUGCUAUAAGGAGGGACCCGGGCCCAUUGUUUAAGGUUUGGCGUACAGAUAUUUCAAUUAUAACUGAGCAUAUAGUAGUGUGUUCACGACAUUUCAAGAAUACAGAUUUUGAAUGGACACCAUUAAGAAAAACAUUGAAACCAGGCAGUGUUCCAUCCAUUUUCAACUGGACAGAUGAAACAACUCCAAGGCGGGAUAUAUUCAAGCAUCCUUUACCAGAGAAAAGAGCAAGGAGGGAACUAACAUAUGAUGUUGAAAAUGAGGACAAUAUGGAGGUUGACACAGAUGCUUUGCACAGGACUACAAAUGAGGAUGGGUAAUUUCUAUAAAAUGUCAAUCUAUACAUUAAGCCUUUUGUUGUCUACCAAGUUAGUCAUGAAAUUGACAGUAAAAUAUUCAUAUGGAUUAUCAGCACAGACAUAUAAUACAAUUUUAUAUAAUUUAUUUUCUUUGUUUUUGUUACAAGAAACAAUUAUCUUUUUCACUGGCCUAAAGUUCUGAUGAGGUGUAUUAUUCAAUACUUUUAUUCUUGAUAUGUAAAAGUUUAAUGUGAGAAAUGUUUGAGAAAAUAUAGUACUGACUUACUUAUAUACAAUUACAAGUACAUAAUGUAUAUGACAGGUCAUAUAAAUACUACUGAUAAAUCAAAUGACACAAUAUUUUAGCUUUUUAUUUUCCAGAUUUAUUACUUAUUCAGAAUGUUUUUUCAUUAUGAAUCAUUCUCAAGAUGGUUAUGCAAUUGACAUACUUUAUGAAAUUGAGCAGUAGUUUGUCAUUGUAAAUAGCUAUUUUGGAUGAUUUAACUCACAACAUGAUCAUUUACUGCUGGACAGUUGGGUGCUGGAUCAUCUAGGUCAGGACAUGUGAGUAUAUAUAUCAAUCUAUAUGUAUUAUUUAUAUAUAUGUAUUCAAAGUGUUGAAUCAAUCUUUUAUAAAUAGUAAAACAGAGGAAUUACAGAAGAAGAGUGAGCACAUUAAGGAGUUAGAAGAACUAUUAAAGAAAA
Ostrea edulis (European flat oyster) is the source of this 1168-nucleotide messenger RNA. Its product is annotated as THAP domain-containing protein 6-like. NCBI's taxonomy places the organism in Eukaryota, Metazoa, Mollusca, Bivalvia, Ostreida, Ostreidae. The record is from RefSeq and is a predicted model, not a curated record. Gene Ontology annotation, molecular function: sequence-specific DNA binding. The coding region runs from base 41 to 484 and encodes 147 amino acids. The transcript is spliced from 3 exons.